Molecule: messenger RNA, 3442 nt
Organism: Vitis riparia (riverbank grape)
Lineage: Eukaryota; Viridiplantae; Streptophyta; Magnoliopsida; Vitales; Vitaceae
Exons: 5
Coding region: 237-1838 (533 amino acids)
Molecular function (GO): acetylglucosaminyltransferase activity
Source: RefSeq, a predicted model, not a curated record
AACUUCCAUGAUCUAUUCGAUUUGAAAUUGAAAUCAAAACCAGACUGGAGACUGGAGAACUGGAGAACUGGAACUGGAAGUUGCCUUGGAAAAAAUUAGAUUUGCAGAAAUCAAAUUGGAAUCCCUAAUUUUUAUCGGUCUUACACUUUACUUAAGACUUAAAGAGUUAGGGGGUGGGGGUCCGUCGUAGUUGCAUUCACGGUGGUUGUUCGCCGUGGAAAUGAACGUUGGGAGUGAUGAAGACGACGAAGAUGAUGCCUUACCAGGACAAGAGCUCAAACAUGUCACCCCGUCGAGUUCGAAGCCGCCAUUGGCGUCAUAGCCGCACAGGCACGGCCGUGGUCGCCGUCUUGGCACUACUCCUAUCCACCGCCGCUUGGUUGUCGCUGGUGUUCUCCGGCACCACGACUCGUUGCUGGCACCGGUUUAAGGAUUGGGAAAGGAGACCCCAAGCUUUCCCGUGGGGCAGGCGUCGCCAGGAUCGUUCUUCAUCUAUCUUGCGGCCGCCGACCUCGUCACCCCCUCCCCCCUCCGUUUCCCUCCUCCCAUUUCCCAGAAAUGCCAGCCUUCCUUCUGCAGGGGAGGAAUUGUCUCUGAGGCACAUCGUCUUCGGCAUAGCUGGUUCAUCGCAUCUCUGGAAAAGGCGGAAGGAGUUAGUGAGGCUGUGGUGGCGUCCAAAAGACAUGCGCGGGCACGUUUGGUUAGAAGAGCGAGUGAGUCCCGAGGAAGGAGAUGAUUCUUUGCCUGCCAUCAUGGUUUCCGAGGACAUCUCUCGUUUCCGAUACACCAAUCCCACUGGCCACCCUUCGGGACUGCGGAUCUCUCGGAUUCUCUCGGAGUCCUUCCGCCUUGGACUGCCCGAUGUGCGCUGGUUUGUCCUGGGCGAUGAUGAUACCAUUUUCAAUGCCGAUAACCUUGUUACUGUUCUCAACAAGUACGAUCCAUCUGAGAUGGUUUACAUCGGUGGCCCAUCUGAGAGUCAUUCUGCCAAUUCCUAUUUCAGUUAUUCUAUGGCCUUUGGCGGUGGAGGAAUUGCUAUAAGUCACCCACUGGCCGAGGCACUCUCCAAGAUUCAAGAUGGGUGUCUAGACAGAUAUCCAAAGCUUUAUGGAAGCGAUGAUCGACUCCAUGCCUGCAUUACAGAAUUGGGCGUUCCUCUGACCAGAGAGCAUGGCUUUCACCAGUGGGAUAUUAGGGGUAACGCACAUGGUCUUUUAUCCUCUCAUCCGAUUGCACCAUUUGUCUCAAUUCACCAUGUUGAAGCGGUUGACCCUUUUUACCCCGGCUUGAGCUCUCUGGAGAGUCUCAAACGUUUUACCAGAGCCAUGAAGGUUGAUCCAGGGAGCUUCUUGCAGAGAUCCAUUUGUUAUGAUCACACUCGACAUUUAACUUUUUCUGUCUCACUUGGUUAUGUUGUUCAAGUUUUCCCACACAUUGUUCUCCCCCGUGAAUUGGAGCGGUCAGAGCAAACUUAUUCUGCUUGGAAUAGAAUUAAUCAUAGAAAUGAAUUUGACUUCGACACCAGAGACCCAUACAGAUCUGUUUGUAAAAAGCCAAUCCUCUUUUUCUUGAAAGAUGUAGGAAGAGAAGGUAAUGCUACUUUGGGUUCAUAUGAACGGGCCAGAGGAAAAGAUGAUUUGAAAAGGAAAGUUUUCUGUUUUCCGCAAAUGCGUCCACUGCGCUAUGUGCAACAUAUCCAGGUGUUGGGGUAUCCACUGAGCAAGAAUUGGCAUUUGGUUCCACGUAGGCUAUGUUGCAGACUAAAUCAGACAAGCAGUGAACUCCUUAAAUUAACUGUUGGGCAGUGUGAGAAAGGAUCCUUCAGUUCUUUUAAUUGAUUCUGUCUGAAUGUUGGAUGGGGUGGAGGCACAUGGCCUACUUGCCCUCAUGUUGGUUAUGAAGCCGAAUUUAGAAGAAGGGCCAUUCUAUCAUGUGCUUUAUUUUGUUCAAUUGGUUUGACUUCAUCCUCCAUUCUGUGUCGGUUGUUAAUCAACUCUAGUUUGGCCUUUUGAAGACCCAUAUUCACAGACUAUGGAUAUUUGGUGGUGCUGAAUUCACACAGUUGAGUUGAAGACUGUCACAGAGAUUUUACACUUGGGGGAUCAUAUUCUUUGCCUUUGCAUUGCAUCAGAAGGAACGUGGGUUUGGAGGUUCGCUUAUGGAAAAAAGAUCAUGGAGGAGAGUGAUGGUGGCUAACUUCAGGGUUAUAGAAGAGGGAUUAGGGUAUUAAGGAAUAAGCACUCUCUUGGUUGUGAGUUUUGGAGGCUGUUAAGAGAGGUUGGGAUGCUUAUUCAUGGUUUCAAUGGCAUCUCAGUUGGGAAUGAACAAAGGACUAAGUUUUGGUUUGACAUUAGGUGUGGGGGAAGGGUGCUCGAAGACCAGUUCCUGGAAUUUUUUUGUCUUGGCAUCCUGGAGGGAGGCAUUAGUAGUAGAUGUUAAUGUUUGUAAGGUGGGAAAUGCUAUUGGAAUCGAAGUUCUCAUUGAUCUUCCAUCAUUGGGAACUAAGAGUCUCUGGCUUCCUUUUGUGGCUCGCAUUUGCAGGUGUUGUCUCAAGGAGGAGACUGAGGAUUACAUGUUGCAGGAGGCCUCUAGAAGUUGGUGUUCUUGGUUAAAUCUUCUUCAAAGGUGCUUUUGCUGCAUUCUUCCUCUCACUCAUACAUAUAUCCUUGAUAUGGGGCUCUUGUCCACAUCCAGGAUCAGCUGUGUGGAAAGACAUUCUUACCAUUGAUCAUUUGAUGUGGAAGUGGUGGAUUAUGGUUAAUUAGUGUUUUGUUUUUUCUUUUUCUUUUUCUUUUUGGAAAACUUUGUGAGUAGUCUAUCAAUCAUAUUCUCCCAAACUAUGUGGUGGGUACACUUUAAGCACUAAUCUUCUUGAUAUUCAGCAUAUCUUGAGUGCUUCCUCAUAUUGUGAAGAGCUCUUGGUCAGUCAGACAGGUGCAACUUUGUGGGAGGAAACACACUGGCGGAUUUGGAGAACUGCUUCCCUUUGCCUUUUUUAGUGCAGGCCAAGGUGCAUUUUUUGAGGGACCAGAUCUAUCAGGCUUAAAUGUUAAAAAUUCCUUUCUCUGUUCUCUUGGUCCCAUGGGUCCCUAGGAUCUUGUGACAAUGUGGACAAUUGCAAUGGUAGUGAGAGGGUUGUUCUCUACCUGCUGGGUGCAUAUUGGUGGAACUAGUACCCAGGCCCAGGCCGUAAAGUUCCUUGGCAGUAGUAUAAUAGCAGUUGAUCACUUGGCUUGUCAGAGACAUCCUCAUCUUCUGUCAAAGAGAUUGUUUCUUAGUUAGCUUGUGAAGAUCCUUUUGUUCUAAAAGUUUGUAGACAUGUUUAUCUUUAGAGUAUGAACAGAAACACACCAUUUCCUAUUACCAUUGUUCAGUAAAAUGUUUGGGUCCAACACAUACUAUGUUCCUCCUUGAUCUAUACGAAGUUUGUUGCAUUUGUUGA